CAGUUCUCAAUCCUCCAUCGCCGACCGACCAACCUCCGAAAAACUCUCUCUCUCUCUCUCUCUCUCUCUAGAAGCCGCCAUGGGGGUGAGCAACAACAUGACAUCGGUCCUCAACUUCAUAGCCUUCAUGUGCUCCAUCCCCAUCAUCGCCGCCGGGAUCUGGCUGGCCUCCAAGGCCGACAGCGAGUGCACCCACUACUUCCGGUGGCCGGUCGUCAUCCUCGGCACCCUGGUCCUCCUCGUCUCCCUCGCCGGCUUCGUCGGGGCUUACUGGAACAAGCAAGGGCUCUUGGCCUUCUACCUCUUCUGCAUGGCCAUGCUCAUAGGCCUCCUCCUGAUCGUCCUCGUGUUCGCGUUCGUGGUCACCAGGGACGACGGGAGUCGCUCCGUGCCCGGGAGGGAGUACCGGGAGUACAGGCUUGAUGGGUACAGUUCUUGGUUGAGGGACCACGUGACCGACCCCGAGAACUGGGUCAAGAUCAAGGCUUGUCUUGCCGAGUCCGACGUCUGCACCAAGUUGGCCCAGGACUAUGUCACUGCCGACCAGUACUUCGCUGCUCACAUCUCUCCUCUUCAGUCGGGAUGCUGCAAGCCGCCAGCGAUCUGCGGGUACAGCUACGCGAACCCGAUCCUGUGGCUGAACCCGACAGACCCGACGGCCGACCCGGAUUGCUACCUGUGGAGCAACGACCAGACCCAGCUCUGCUACAACUGCAGCUCCUGCAAGGCCGGCCUGCUUGGGAACCUGAGGAGGGAGUGGAGGAAGGCCAACGUGAUCCUGAUCGUGGCUCUGGUGGUCCUCAUCUGGGUCUACCUUAUCGCGUGCAGCGCCUUCAGGAACGCUCACACCCAAGAGCUUUUCGGUCGCCACAAGUAGGGAUCGAUUCUGUAAAUGUUUUGCUGGUUAGGAGAAAACUUUUUGCCUUUAGCUUUUCCUUAAAGGUUCCUUUUUUGGUUCUUGUAAGUUUUUUUGUCUUGGUGUGGGGGUGGUUCUUUCGUGCGGUUCUGUCACCUUUGGCGUAUGUAUUCGUGUCAUUUUAGGAUCUGUACGAUGUGGCUUUCGUAGCUUUAGGAAGGAAGGAUGCCUUAUCUUUCUCGUUUGA
Rhodamnia argentea is the source of this 1103-nucleotide messenger RNA. RefSeq names its product tetraspanin-2-like. Bases 80 to 877 code for a protein of 265 amino acids. Gene Ontology annotation, biological process: auxin-activated signaling pathway. NCBI's taxonomy places the organism in Eukaryota, Viridiplantae, Streptophyta, Magnoliopsida, Myrtales, Myrtaceae. The transcript has 2 exons. Gene Ontology annotation, cellular component: plasmodesma; plasma membrane. The record is from RefSeq and is a predicted model, not a curated record.